AUGGACUGCCGCCAUGGCCGCGUUCUUCUUGAGUGUGACUGGGACGAGGCGGAGAAGGAAGAUGAGGGCGAGGAAGAUGAUAUGGAGGAGGGAGAUUUAGAUGUGGGGGAGGAGGAAGGCAACUUGAAGAUGGUCGUCUGGGACCCGGUGUCGGGAAGCCGAACGAAGUUGCGCGGUCUUGACAUGUUCGACCCUGACAUCAACGGCACAAGCUAUUGGGGCACGGUGCUAUGUGCGUUGGAUGGCUGCAACCACGCUGCCUGCAACUUGGGCCCAUUUUUUGUGGCUUUAACCACCCUCGACAUGCAGUAUGAGGAAGAUGAGAUCCAGGAAGGCAAUUAUACGAGCCAAAUGUGGGCGUCUAUAUACUCAUCAGAGACCCGAGAGUGGACCUCACCUACCUCUAUUCACAUCGGUGGCGUUGGGAGAUUUGGAGCCUAUGUCGUCGGAAGGCCUAGUGUCCUGGUAGGACAAGCGGUCCACCUCCUCCUUCGUCGGGAUCCAACUGCGUCAGACAUUUGUAUUCUCAAGUAUGACUUGGGUACGGAUCGCCUGACAGCCAUUGAUUUGCCAGGGAUGUGUGUGAGCAGUUCGAACCCCCUCCUCAUCUCGGCGGGUGACAGUGGGCUUGGGCUCGUCCAUCUAGACCAGGACAUGAUGUGCUUCAUAUGCUCAGUGGAGGUAAGUGUUGAUGGAGUAGCGUCGUGGACCCUACUCAGAGAAAUGGACCUCAAGACACUUGUCCCCAUUCGUAAACCGAUGAAGUUAUCUUCACGAAAGUUGGUUGGCUGUGUGGAGGGCACCGGCAUCAUCAUUGUGGUCACGGAUCUCGGUGCAUUCACAGUUGAUCUCAAGUCCUUGAGGUUGAGGAAGUUGUCGAGUAAGCGGUAUAAGUUCACAUGCACGCGAGAUGCAUUUGACAACCUCUUUCUCUACACGAGCUUCAACAACCCAACAGCGGUGGCAGGUGCUGUGGCAGUGGCCGAAACAAAGAUCAGCAAGUGA
Messenger RNA from Triticum turgidum subsp. durum (durum wheat), 1005 nucleotides. The record is from the annotation of a GenBank genome assembly. NCBI's taxonomy places the organism in Eukaryota, Viridiplantae, Streptophyta, Magnoliopsida, Poales, Poaceae.